This is a messenger RNA of Babesia sp. Xinjiang, 576 nucleotides long. RefSeq lists its product as uncharacterized. The coding region runs from base 1 to 576 and encodes 191 amino acids. The record is from RefSeq and is a predicted model, not a curated record. NCBI's taxonomy places the organism in Eukaryota, Apicomplexa, Aconoidasida, Piroplasmida, Babesiidae. The transcript has a single exon.
AUGGUUACAUCUUCGAAUGAUCUUUAUAAUCGCAAUUUCGGCGGCAAGCUGAAGCUGAAAGGCCUAAAAGGUAAAGGGCUACGACAGAAACGCACGUCUACUGAAGAUACCGCUUCUCAUCGUAAGGAUACAGGCUCAGCUGCUGUACGGGAAGUUGAAGGAUCAGGUCGGAUAGUCUCUUCUGGGAACACGAUCCAAGGUUUUGGAACAAAAUUUACCGAGGAGGUUGCUAUAGGUGAUACGAUUACUGUAAAACAUCCUCUCUCGAAUGCAAAUGAGGAACGUAAGGUAGAUAUUAUACUGAGUAAUCGCGCAUUAUGCCUAAACGAUGCUUUCAGUAGCGACCUCAUCACCACCAGUGUUUAUGUUAUACGUAAAAAAGAGCCGGAGGGUGACUCCGCGCAAGAUGAAGGUUUACCAAAGGUAGAAACCAAGAAAACAUCGACUAUAACACUACGGGAGAAAACUGGCAUGUGGAGCUACAAAACUACUACCAAAGUGGUGAAGGCGGAGAUGAGCGCCGAGGAUCGAUUGAAUGAACGCGUCAAACACAGCCGCGAUAAAUACUGUUGGUAG